Molecule: messenger RNA, 3129 nt
Organism: Xenopus laevis (African clawed frog)
Lineage: Eukaryota; Metazoa; Chordata; Amphibia; Anura; Pipidae
Gene: cfap97d2.L
Exons: 5
Coding region: 73-1095 (340 amino acids)
Source: RefSeq, a predicted model, not a curated record
CGUCUCCAAGGCUUCCCUUCUCCACAAGCUGAGAAGUUGCUCACUUGCUGGGAAGUCUUCCACUUUGGCAGAAUGCAUCGAUCCUAUCAGCCAAUCUUACCAUGUGGUAAUAAAUACUUACAGCAAAAAUGGGAUGAAACCUACUACGAUGAGCAUAAAAGAAAGGUUCAGUCUGCCAAACCAAUGGUAGAUACAAACAGUCCACACACGUACGUUCAUCUUAACCAAAAACUGAAGAAGCUAAAGCUAGAGGAGGAACGUUUAGCAGUGAUUGAAAGAGACAACCAUUUGCUACUUCAGAAGAUGUCAACCAUCAUGAAAACAAAGGGGAGGGUGGACAAUAAAAAUGAGUAUGAAGCAAAAAGUUUAAAUAAAGAAAAACGGGACAGAGAAUUAUUAAAGGUAUCCAGAGAAAAUCAGACCAUUCUGGACAGGAUAACAAAGUGUGAACCUCAGUAUCAGGUGGAGAAGUGGCAUGAAGAUUGGGUGAAAGCAGAAAAAUACAUGGACAGCAUUGCUAGAUACCCAAGAGGGUGGUGGUGCCUUGCACACCAAGAGAAGAAAUCUGCCAAACAAGUGGAUUCAAGUGAAAGUUCAAUUAGGGAGAAAACAACAAAAAAAGAAAAUGUGGAACAGAAGAGGGCAUCAGGGGUGGACAAAUACAAAAGGAAGAGAAUGGUUACAAAUAGUGAUGGACUAGUUACAAAUAAAGAAGUUGGUGCAAAAUCAAGGGCAACCAAGGGAAAACAGGCAAAGGCUACAAAUGCAGCCAAGGAACUACAUCAACAAGAACCUAAAAAUGAUACUAAUAAACAUGAGUUAGAAGGAAGAGACAGUGACUUUGGAGGUGAUGGAAAAGGACAUGAUGAUUCAGCAGAUGAUGAAGAAGGAAAAGAACAUGCAGCAGAUGAAAAUCCUGCCAAUGAAAAUUAUGAUAAGGAAGCACUAGAGAAAGAAUAUUUAGAAUAUGAUGAGAAUGAAAAUGGAGAUGAUUCUGACAGUGUUGCCAAAUCAGAGAGUAGCAAAUCAACACACAGUGGAGUGACAAAAGAAGAUGAGCAUUCUGAGGAUGAGGACAACUCUGAUGCAGAAUAGAUUUGUUUAGAAUAGGCAUGGACUACCUGUGGCCCUCUAGGUGUUCUUAAACUACAACUUUUUAUGGUGGAAUGCCAGGAGAUGCAGUUCAAAAACAUUAGAAACACAAGUUUCCCAUUCCUGGUAUAGAAAAUGGGAGUAUUUAUUAAAUACACUCAAAUAUAAAAUUAUUUAAUUGCUGAUUUCCCAGCAAUUGUGCCAAAUUAGCACUAAAACUUGAAGAUGUUUCAUUAUCACUUUAACAUGUCAGUCCAAAAUAUCUAACAUACAUUGAAAAUAAUUAAAUUGAUUUUACAUAUAUUUAUGAACAAAUCCCAUUACACUUUACAUGGAUUAUGAAUAGAAGUGCAGAAUAGAACUACACUGAAAUGUUUUUUCAGGAAAUAGAGUGUGUAAUCACCAAUACCUUGGUAAUAAAAUGUAUUUAAAUAAAAUAAGGCAGUUGUCCAUUUUAAUUAAAGUUAAUGGCCUAGGUUAACUAAGGCAUACACUGAACACAUUAUAUGGUUAUGGCUCUUUCCAAAUGGGCGUGUCUGGCACAAGCCAAUACUUCAAUGAAAAAAACACACCAUAUUUUUGCUUGCUGACUGAAAAGUCAUAGAUAUAACCGUGCAACAUAACAAUGAAAAAUACAACAAUCAGACAGAAUAAAGGAUAACACAAAGUUUUAUAAAUGCCAUUUAUUUUCCACUUUUCUUCCAGGGUAAAUAAUUUUACAUAUGAUAAAUAAGCUCCUUAGUAUUACUUAAUAUACUGUAUGAGCAAUUAAAUCAGAAGUACAGACUGUCCUUCAGUGCCAUCUGCUGGGAAACUGUAUAUAUUUCAGAACAUAUAAAACUUCUUAAAGGAACAGUAACAUCAAAAAAUCAAAAGUAUGUUAAAUUAAUUGAAAUAUUUAAUUUAAAUUUAAUAUUGCUUUGAAGCAGUUGUUUUUGGACUCUUCACAUCAGAGCCCUGUAGCUGAUAGCAAGGAUUUAGACGAUUGCAGCUUUACUCAACUACGAUUCUAAGAAUCCCGAAAUUUUGUCCACCUCCAAAUUUAAGUCAAGUUGUGGAAGCUGUGCAUCCAGGAGUAUCUAGCAAAGCUGACAUGCAUUCUCCCAAAAUUUCACCAUAACUAGCCUUUAGCCUGGGUCCUUUCAUUCACUGCUAAGAACAUUCCUACCCAAACUCUAAGGCCAUUCCCACAUUGCCUUGGGUACCAAGGAAACCAUAUUAGAUCAAUUCACUAUAACCUAUACUGUGAUUGUCAUUUAGUAGUCAUGAGUCAUAUGAAGCGGCAUAUUUGUCUAGGAAAAAGGCUGCUGUUCCGUGUGUAAAUUGUAGGAAAAGUCAAAGAAUGCUUGUGGUCUCACACAUUUUUGGGAGUACCCAUGUACAGGUAUGGAAUCAUUCAUCUGGAAACCUGUUAUCCAGAAUCUUUGAAUUACAGGAGUCCAUUUCAAGUAAAUAAUUCUAAUUGUUUUUAAUUAUUUCAUUUUGCUCUGUAUUAAUAAAACAUAACCUUGUACUUGAAGGUAACUAAGCUACAUGCAUAUUAGUGGCUAAACAAUUCUACUGGGUUUAUUUAAUGUUUAAAUUAGUUUUAGUAGUAGACUUAUGGUAUGGAGAUUCAAACACACCAUUUCUGGAAAAUUUCAGGUACCAAGUAUUCUGGAAAAUAGAUGCUAAACUACGUAGUAUAAUGUCUCUAUAAGGGCGUGUCUGAAAUUUUACUGGCAUUUAGGGCCUGAUUUAUGAUUGCUCAAGCUUUUUGGCUCCAGGAACUUUAAGGAAACCCUAUGCGAGUUUCCUAGGGGUUUGAAUUGAAAAAGCUCAGCUAUUUCCAUUAUUUUGCCUGAAAGAGUUUUUGCAACAAAGAUUUUGAUGCCUAAACGUAUUUGGGUUCAGGCCCUUCUUUGGUAUUCAAAAAAGAUUCCUUAUCAGCUGUUUAAUAAUAGGUUUUUCAAAGUUUUUAUCAAAGAUAGGUUACAAAGCAAAGAUACAUACCGUAAUAAAAUGUCAUUUUACACAAUUAUGCAUGAGAACAUCAAU